Molecule: messenger RNA, 881 nt
Organism: Elgaria multicarinata webbii
Lineage: Eukaryota; Metazoa; Chordata; Lepidosauria; Squamata; Anguidae
Product: mid1-interacting protein 1-B-like
Exons: 2
Coding region: 171-554 (127 amino acids)
Biological process (GO): regulation of lipid biosynthetic process
Cellular component (GO): cytosol
Source: RefSeq, a predicted model, not a curated record
GGAAUCCAUCCCGAUCACGCUCUCCGCAGCUGACUUUCACCCACUCUUGCAGCAUAAAUUGCCCUGCACAAGACUACCUACUCUCAGCUUACAGCUGGACUUGCAGCCCAGCCGGGUCCUCUAGAAAACAGCAAACUCCAAGCCUUCUGCAGAAAGUCCUCCUCGCAGCCAUGGAAGGUUACUUCUCCGCCGUCCACAAGAUGGAGCAAACGGUGAUGUUUCCCAGUCUCCUCCGAGGGGUCUCCUUUGAAGAGCAGGACACUGCGUUUGAAGCCGACAAAGACCUGUUUGAAUAUUUCACCCAGCUGAAAUCCAUCAAGCAGAUGAUGGAAGGCGGAUGGAUGCCUCUCGACGGCCGGCAGCCCGGCAUCACCGCCCGGGUGAAAGAACCAGAGGCCAAAGAAGAAGCGGAUCUGGAAAGACUUUAUUAUUACCACAUCUCUGCUCUACAGCGGGUCUUCCGCCAGCUGACCGGGAGAGCCAACACCGUCACCUCCAGAUACAAUGAAAUUAUGCAAGGGAUCAACCAGAGCAAAAUUACUCUUUCCUGGUGAAACCCAAAACAGGAACUGUAAAGGGCACAUUGGACGUCUUUCCUUAGGUGUCUGCUUGAACAAGCUCCCUAGGAAGAAAUGGUUUAAGCGGCCAACACAGAGACAUUUUGAAUGACUGCUGACUUAACCACUGGCUGAACAGCACCAACGUCCGUGGGGGUUUUUCAAGCACUGAUUAUUUUUUGUUAUUUAUACUCUUAUCUGAACUCCAGGACAUAGUUAUGCUUCUGAUGUUAAGUUAGUUUAAAAUUACUCUAAAUUAAGGGGGGGGAGAUAAAGCUUUUUGUACAGCUAAUUACAUUUUUAAGCGUGGCGAUGACCUCAGAA